UAAAACAUAUUUCCACUUCAACAAUUAAUCACACAUGAAAUACAGAAUAGUUUUAUUAUCCAAUGCUUUUUUGUGUCUUGCAUCUCGGGGGCUCUAGAGCUCCCUUAUCAUUUUAUGUCACAUCCUACUAUACUGAUAGAUUAUCGUAAAUCAAACUUUAUGUAAUUAUUUAUAAAUCGACAACUAUAAGAAAACUUGCAAAUACUUAAUAAUUCUUAUUGUUAUUUCAUAACACAUUCUGUAUUCUGAUCAUACAGAGUUCAUAUUUAGUAAUAUUGCAAGCAGUUUUGUAUUACAGUAUUUGAGAAAUUGUAACGUAGGAACAGAACUUAGAAACAAUUAGUAAAAUAAUAUAGGUAGGUAAAAAUAAAUGACGUAAGAUCACGUUUUUUCCAAGAAUAAAUUUACAGAAUAUAUAGAAAGGUGGGGUUAUCUUUCCUCCGAAAUCUCGAAAGGAUUUUUAAUCAUAAAAUAUUAUUUCAACAUUAGACAAAUGAGUAUAAUUAAGAAGAAUAGUGCUUCCACUGAAAAUAUAAAUGGACAUAAAGCACCUAGUGUAAAUGAAAUUCAGAUACCUGUGCCAUGGGGUCACAUAAGCGGCAUUUGGUGGGGACCAAUGGAAGAGCAACCGAUAGUGGCAUUACAUGGCUGGCAAGAUAAUGCUGGGACAUUUGAUACUUUAAUUACAUUAUUACCAUCAGAUGUAUCCAUUUUAGCCAUAGAUUUGCCUGGUCAUGGUUUUUCAUCCCACCUCCCUAGUGGACAAUAUUAUUAUAUGUUUUGGGAUGGGCUUUUUGCACUCCGUAGAGUUGUUAAACAUUACAAGUGGAACAAGGUGAAAUUACUUGGACAUUCUUUGGGAGGAGCAAUAUCAUUUCUCUAUGCUGCAUCAUAUCCUGAUGAAGUAGAGUUCAUGAUAAGUUUAGACAUUGCAAGUCCGAGCGUAAAAGACAUAACAAAAACUCCUACCAUCACCGGUGACAUAAUCGAUAAAUUUUUAAAAUAUGAAUUACUGCAAUCUGAUAAUAUUCCGUCUUACACGUACGAAGAAGUGCUUGAUAUAUUAGAACAAGCUUACAGUGGUUCUAUAACUAAAGAAAGUGCAAUGAUACUAAUGAAACGUGGUAUGCAGCAUUCCUCUGUACCUGAGCGAUACUUCUUUUCGCGUGAUCCAAGGUUAAAGGUUUCUACAUUGGGUACAUUAUCUUUGGAUUUAGUACUUGCAUAUGCCGCACGAAUUAAAUGCGCUUAUCUUAAUAUUCGUGCUGUGCCUGGAAUGAAAUUUGAUAUUCCUGAAAGUUAUGAUCAAGUUUUGAAUCAAAUAAAAAUAGGUGCUGAAAGAUUUGAAUAUCAUAAAGUGGAAGGAACUCAUCAUGUACAUUUAAAUAAUCCUGAGAGGAUUGCACCUAUAAUUAAUAAUUUUAUAAAUACUUAAUGAUAGAGAAAUUUAGAUGGAAAUCAUAAAAGUAAACAACAGUUAUGGUAAAAAUUAGUUUCAUGCAAGCUAUAUUAGCUAGUGGAAGUAUUUAAUUUAAAUAUUAAUUAUUUUAAUAAUUAAUUUCGUAUUUUGUAUGUAUUACAUAAUGUAUUAUAUACAGAUACUUGAAAGCAACAUCUUAUACUUUGAAUGAACUAAUUUAAUUUAGCAAAAGUAACAUUAAUUUAUAACGAAAUAUUUUAUACGUAUGUUUAAAGUUAAUGUUGAUCAUUAAAAAUUAUUUAAUACAAAUAUACUAUUUUUUUAAAUAGUAAUAAAAUGAAAGUAUUUUCAAAUGCAUCAACUUGUUUAUUCAAAAGAACAACUUUACAGAUAUUUUAAUAACAAUAUUGGUUUUUUCCAUUUUUUACUUCCCAAUUUAUGUGCGCGUCGCGAGUUACAAAUACCUCAAAAGAAUUAAUUAAUCUUUUAAAUGUUGUGUAAAAAAAAGCAAUGAAGCUUAUUUUGUAAUAUUUAUAGAUGCAUUAUUGUUUUAAUGGCUACUUCGUUCGGUUGACAACGGUGAUAAUACUAUAAUGACCCAGUAAUGCAGCGCAGUAAACUUGUAUCAGUUUAUGCUUUCAUACAUAAUUCGAUAGUAAAUGACCUCAAGGUGAAAUUAGGCUACCGUUACGUUCUAUUUUGUUGCAACUCUUUUGAAAUAUUAACAAAAUUUAUUUUGUACUUAAUAAUAGCAAGUGUCGAAUUGUAAUACGCCUAAGCAUAAGAUUGUUGUCUAUAAUUU
This is a messenger RNA of Osmia lignaria (orchard mason bee), 2222 nucleotides long. Its product is annotated as putative serine hydrolase. Gene Ontology annotation, cellular component: membrane. Lineage: Eukaryota; Metazoa; Arthropoda; Insecta; Hymenoptera; Megachilidae. The record is from RefSeq and is a predicted model, not a curated record.